CUGGAAGACGCGGAGCUGUGGGGGCGCUGCUGGCCGGGCGAAGCUUCCCUGGGAGGGGACGGCCGGGCGUGGUUGCAUGGGGGCCCCGCGCGUCUCGCGAGCCUUCCUUUCCAGCCUCUCCAGACCUCCGCGGGCCGGGGUCCGGAGUUCGGUUCCUAUGGCAACGCCCCUCCCGCGAUACGGACCCAGCGGGACUGCGGUCGGCUGCGGAGCGGAGCUGGGAGGUCCCCUGUCGGUGCUGCGUGCAACCGCGGAGCCGGAGGGCAGCGGAGGAGGCUCUCGAGUGACGGGACGCCGGGGGAAAGGAGGUGGCCAAGUUGGAGAAGCACUUGAUGCUUCUACGGCAAGAGUAUGUCAAGCUGCAGAAGAAACUGGCAGAGACAGAGAAGAGAUGCACUCUCUUGGCUGCGCAGGCAAACAAGGACAGCAGCAGUGAGUCCUUCAUCAGCCGCCUGCUGGCGAUCGUGGCGGACCUCUACGAGCAGGAGCAGUACAGUGAUCUGAAGAUAAAGGUUGGGGACAGGCACAUCAAUGCUCAUAAGUUUGUCCUGGCAGCCCGCAGUGACAGCUGGAGUCUGGCUAACUUGUCUUCCACUAAGGAGCUGGACCUAUCAGAUGGAGUUUCACUGUUGUUACCCAGGCUGGAGUGCAAUGGCAUGAUCUUGGCUCACUGCAACCUCUGCCUCCUGGGCUCAAGCAAAUCUCCUGCCUCAGCCUCUCAAGUAGCUGGGAUUACAGAUGCUAACCCUGAGGUGACGAUGACAAUGCUUCACUGGAUCUAUACGGACGAGUUGGACUUCAGAGAGGAUGAUGUGUUCCUGACGGAAUUGAUGAAACUAGCAAAUCGGUUUCAGCUACAGCUCCUCAGGGAGAGAUGUGAGAAGGGUGUUAUGUCUCUAGUGAAUGUUAGGAACUGUAUUCGCUUCUACCAGACGGCAGAGGAACUGAAUGCCAGCACCCUGAUGAACUACUGUGCAGAAAUUAUUGCAAGUCACUGGGAUGACUUGAGAAAGGAGGAUUUCAGUAGCAUGAGUGCUCAGCUGUUAUACAAAAUGAUCAAAUCCAAAACAGAGUACCCGCUACAUAAAGCUAUCAAAGUGGAGAGAGAAGAUGUGGUCUUCCUUUAUCUGAUUGAAAUGGAUUCCCAGCUCCCCGGGAAGCUGAAUGAGGCGGAUCCUAAUGGAGACCUGGCAUUAGAUCUAGCCCUUUCACGACGAUUGGAGAGCAUUGCCAUCACGCUGGUUAGUCACAAAGCUGAUGUGGACAUGGUGGACAAGCAUGGCCGGAGCUUGUUACACAAAGGAAUCCAAAGAGGAGACCUCUUUGCUGCCACUUUCCUCAUUAAGAAUGGGGCCUUGGUUAAUGCUGCUACACUGGGUGCCCAGGAGACACCGCUGCACCUUGUGGCCUUGUACAGUUCAAAGAAACACUCGGCAGAUGUGAUGUCUGAGAUGGCGCAGAUUGCAGAGGCCCUCGUGCAGGCCGGCGCCAACCCCAACAUGCAGGACAGCAGGGGCAGGACUCCUUUACAUGUGUCCAUCAUGGCCAGGAACGAAUAUGUGUUCAAUCAGCUGCUGCAGUGUAAACAACUAGAUUUAGAACUGAAAGACCAUGAGGGCAGCACGGCUCUGUGGCUUGCCGUGCAGUAUAUCACCGUGUCUUCUGACCAGUCUGUGAACCCCUUCGAAGAUGUCCCUGUGGUAAAUGGGACUUCAUUUGAUGAAAACAGCUUUGCAGCCAGACUCAUCCAGCACGGCAGCCACACAGACGCACCUGACAUGGCGACAGGAAACUGCUUACUACAGCGGGCAGCUGGGGCAGGAAACGAGGCAGCAGCUCUUUUCCUGGCAACCAAUGGUGCCCACGUGAACCACAGAAACAAGUGGGGAGAAACGCCGCUGCACACGGCGUGCCGGCACGGCCUGGCCAACCUCACUGCAGAGCUCCUGCAGCAAGGCGCCAACCCAAACCUGCAAACGGAGGAGGCUCUGCCUUUGCCAAAGGAGGCUGCAUCCCCUACCAGCAUGGCGGACAGCGUCUAUCUGCAGACACCACUGCACAUGGCGAUCGCCUAUAAUCAUCCAGAUGUGGUGUCUGUCAUCCUGGAGCAGAAAGCCAAUGCUCUUCAUGCCACCAACAACUUGCAGAUUAUUCCGGACUUCAGCCUCAAAGAUUCCCGAGACCAGACCGUCCUGGGCCUGGCAUUGUGGACUGGCAUGCACACGAUCGCAGCCCAGCUGCUGGGGUCAGGGGCCUCCAUCAAUGACACCAUGUCGGAUGGGCAGACCCUGCUGCACAUGGCCAUACAGCGGCAGGACAGCAAGAGCGCCCUCUUCCUCCUGGAGCACCAGGCAGAUAUCAAUGUCAGGACUCAGGACGGAGAGACAGCCCUCCAGCUGGCCAUCAGAAACCAGCUUCCACUCGUAGUCGAUGCGAUAUGCACCCGAGGAGCUGACAUGUCUGUGCCAGAUGAGAAGGGGAACCCCCCGCUGUGGCUUGCAUUGGCAAACAACCUGGAGGACAUCGCGUCCACUCUGGUCAGACAUGGUUGUGAUGCCACAUGCUGGGGCCCCGGACCUGGUGGCUGCCUCCAGACGCUCCUGCAUAGAGCCAUUGACGAAAACAACGAGCCCACUGCCUGCUUUCUUAUCCGCAGUGGCUGUGACUUGAACAGUCCCAGGCAACCAGGUGCUAAUGGAGAAGGCGAGGAAGAGGCUAGAGAUGGACAGACCCCUUUGCAUCUGGCAGCCUCUUGGGGGCUGGAAGAGACAGUCCAGUGUCUUCUGGAGUUUGGUGCCAAUGUGAAUGCGCAGGAUGCGGAAGGAAGAACACCCAUCCACGUGGCCAUCAGCAACCAGCACAGCACCAUCAUUCAGUUGUUGAUCUCUCACCCCGAUAUCCAUCUGAACGUCCGAGACAGACAAGGGCUGACCCCGUUUGCCUGUGCCAUGACUUACAAGAACAACAAGGCAGCCGAGGCCAUUCUCAAACGAGAGUCCGGGGCUGCUGAGCAGGUGGAUAAUAAGGGCCGGAAUUUCCUUCAUGUGGCAGUUCAGAACUCUGAUAUUGAAAGUGUGCUUUUCCUGAUCAGUGUCCACGCUAAUGUGAAUUCAAGAGUCCAGGAUGCUUCCAAGUUGACUCCCUUGCAUCUUUCUGUCCAAGCAGGCUCAGAAAUUAUUGUCCGCAAUUUGCUUCUUGCAGGAGCCAAAGUGAAUGAAUUAACCAAGCAUCGACAGACUGCCCUCCAUCUUGCUGCCCAGCAGGACCUGCCUACCAUCUGCUCAGUCCUCCUAGAGAAUGGAGUGGACUUUGCUGCGGUGGAUGAGAAUGGAAACAAUGCUCUUCAUCUUGCUGUCAUGCACGGCCGGCUCAACAACAUCCGGGUUCUCCUGACAGAGUGCACAGUGGACGCCGAAGCCUUUAACCUCAGAGGCCAGUCCCCGCUGCACAUCUUGGGACAGUACGGCAAGGAGAACGCAGCAGCCAUCUUUGAGCUCUUCCUGGAAUGCAUGCCGGAGUACCCUCUAGAUAAGCCAGAUGCAGAGGGCAGCACGGUGCUGCUCUUAGCAUACAUGAAAGGGAAUGCCAACCUGUGCCGCGCCAUCGUCCGAUCUGGGGCUCGUCUUGGGGUGAAUAACAACCAGGGAGUCAACAUUUUCAACUACCAGGUUGCCACCAAGCAGCUUCUGUUUCGACUUUUAGAUAUGCUGUCCAAGGAGCCUCCAUGGUGUGACGGCUCCUUCUGCUAUGAGUGCACUGCCAAGUUUGGAGUCACGACCCGCAAACACCACUGUCGUCACUGCGGACGUCUUCUUUGCCAUAAAUGCUCGACCAAGGAGAUUCCUAUCAUCAAGUUUGAUCUGAACAAACCUGUGCGAGUUUGCAACAUUUGCUUUGAUGUGCUGACUCUGGGUGGGGUCUCUUAGUCAGCCCCCGGAGCGUCCAGGCCACGUUCUUGGUCACCUCCCCAGCAGCUGCUCUGCUCACCAGCCCGACUGCCCACAGAGCAGGAGCUGGCAGUCAUCCUCCUGAGGCAAUAGACUGGAACAUUUAAGGAUCAUGGUGUGAUAGAUCCCUUUUCCAGUGAUUCCAUAUGAUUGUCAGUGUGUGUGUCAGACUGUGAUCAAUUUCACUGGGCGUCUCACUGAUUGGACCAGGCCAUUUAGCCUAAGUUGUUAAUGUGAUUAGGAAUUAGACCCCUCCCCAUUCUGCUAGCUACAUACAAGGAAACUUGGAUAAGCGUUUUCCCUUCCAGUAGCUUGGUGUCCAUCCCAGAGCAUUCAUGAAGUCUUCCCGCCUGGGCUGGCUGAGGCAGCAGAGCCUUACAGAGUAGGAAGCUGGCUGCCUAACAAGCGGGCUUUACUCUAGGGUAAGUGGCUGUGGACUUUUCUGCACAGUGUUUUCAUAAAGAUAAUAGGAUCCUCUUGCCCUAAAGUCUUUUUUUCUUUUUAAGCUAACCUGUGUUUUUGGUGAGCUACGCCUUUUAAAAAGGUGAAAUCUUUCUUAACAGGGUUCAAAGAUGAGAGCUGAAAAAUCGUGGCCUUACCAACUGAAAGCUUUACAGUGUUCGUGCUAUGCAGGUGUCAGGGGUGCAGCUGGCUGCUUGACACCUCGUGGCAGCGUCUCAUUCUCUCGUCUUGCCGCGUCCUGUGUGGAGUCUUAGUCCCUCUGCCCCUGGAGAGUGGUGGAGGAAGCGCACUUUGUGCUGCCCUUUUAUAGAGCUGCAUUAUCAGUGAUCCCAAUUUAAAAGUCCACAUUCAGAAAUACCCUCACACAUGCUUGCAUCAGUGAUUUGAAUGAUCAGCUUUGACGGGACCUCAGCUCACACAAAUCUUUAAGGAAAAACUCUGUAGUGUCUUUUAGAGCAAGAGAUUCAUCCAGGCUGAGUGAUGAGGGGGGAUCAAUAUGGCUUCAGCCCCAGGGGCGUCUGGAGCCUCAGGCUGGCAGGUCCUGUGUCCUUGACGCAAAUGCUUCUUGCCGAAAUCCUCCCUCAUGAUGCUGUGAGUCACAUCAUGAGUGGCCACAGCCACAUGUGCGCCACCACGUUUUGGAAGUCUCUGGCUUGUGUGCUGGAUGAGGCCACCAGAACUUGCUGGGUCUUAGUCGCUGCUAGUACAUCUAUUAACCAUGAGGUGUUAAACUUCUCUUUUGAAGGUUUGGCCAGUUUCUAAAAAACGCACAUUUAAAGAGAAACAUCUACCACCGCUUUAAAACAAAACAACUCUGAGGUAAACGCUGUGUGUUAUACUCGGAGAUUGAGUCUCAGUCAUACAUACUGAUCCUCUCAGACAUUUAAUAACCACUACCUUUUUGCAUUAAUGAAGUUUGCAUAUGUGUGUUAAAGGGAAAAAAUAUGUUUUGCAAUGUCAUUUGUUUCUUUUCUGGGUAUGUUCUCUGUGUUGCUGUAGAUUUAUACAUUCUGUUGCCUAAACGUGUAAAAUGAGCUGAUAAACUGCAGUGCUAUUUUAAAAAACAUUUCUGUGAUUUAUAAGAUAUAUAUGCUUUCUAUGUUAAUAUAAGCUUGUGCACAAUGUAUAAAAGAAAAAAAUUAAUUAGAAGAGUCCCCUGUCCCUCAGUUUGACAUGUUUCAUAGAGAGUUGCCAGUCUUGGCAAACAUUUGACCACCUGAGGUAUGUGGUCAGUUUCCAUUUUCUAUUACCUGAAAAGGGCCAUAAGGAAGCCGGCAGGCAGGGUUAGGUAGCUUAGUUACCUGAGUUAGGAAGAUAAUCAUGGUUUGGAUAGGAAUUGAAGUGGCUGGUACAUCGAUACCUGUUCUUUAAAUGUUCAUGAUGGAAAAGGAAUCUGGAGAUCAGUCAGGGGUGAGGCUGAUUGUUCUGCCCAUGCCCUACCUUAUCAAUUUCAUUAACAAUCUUGCCUGUAAUUGCACUUAAAAUCUUAAGAUCAUGUUUCAAAUAGGUUGAUUGGAGUUUCUGUUUCUUCCAUGAAUCCAGGGAUAGCAAUGGUACUGAGCAGCUGUGGACUGGGAGAAUUUUUUUUUUUUUUUUUUUUUUUUUGAGACAGUCUCCCUUUGUCGCUAGGUGCCAGGCUGGAGUUCAGUGGCAUAAUCUCAGCUCACUGCAAUCUCCGCCUCCCGAGUUCAAGCAAUUCUCCUGCCUCAGCCUCCCGAGUAGUUGGGACUAACAGGUGCAUGCCAUCACACCCAGCUAAUUUUUGUAUUUUUAGUAGAGACAGGGUUUCACCCUGUUGGCCAGGAUGGUCUCGAUUUCUUGACCUCAUGAUCUGCCUGCCUCAGCCUCCCAAAGUGCUGGGAUUAUAGGCUUGAGCCACCGCGCCCGGCCAGAAUGUCUUUUAGUCCUAUUACACACUGGCUGCAAGGGGCAUCCAUGUGGAUACAGGAAAAGCUUAGGAAGACCCCUGACUGCGCAGACGCCACCAUAGCUGCCCUGUCCGGGACCAGGCAUGUUUCCAGUCCUUCCCGUCUCUUCCUGCUGCCAACACUUGAAUACAAAACUGCCUGGUUGUUGUUAAAUUUUCAGCAUAGCUUAAGCACUAGUAGCCAAAACUUAAUUUUAAUUCAAUCAGAAAGUUCCCACUUCAAUGAAUGAGCAGGAAAAGAAACUUGACUCAAACAUCAUUUAUUGCAACAGUCAAUGUUGUCAUGCUGAGUUCACUCUUGAACUGCCCUUGCUCAUCGCCAGAUUUAUUAUCCAAUAUAUUCUUAAGUCUUUUGUUGUCGUUUUUAAGAUGAAGGUACAAACCAUGUGCUAUAUAUAAAUCAAAUGGCUUAAACUAAGUUGCUGUGAUCCUCUGACACCGAAAUUUCCCAUAAACUUAAGUGCCUACACUUAGGACUUUGAACGUUCAGUCAUCUUUUUAGUGGCGUCUUACUGAAUGAUGUAUUAGAACAUGUGCUGUGUCAACCCCAAUUACUAUACUAAUUUAGUUGCGGCUGGAUUAGAUUGCUUAGUUCACCUGCCACGUUCUCUCCAAGGAGUGGGGUCUACGUGACCUUGAGUCCUCUACCUCAGAGCCCCGGGUCAUCUCUGGCCACCGUUCCGUGCCCUCACGUCCCUGUGUGGAGCCCAGCAUGUGUGUGGUUUCACCACUCCUCCCUGUCCAUGUCCCACACCUACCGUAUUGACCCGACUGCACUAAUCUUGUCCAUAGGCAUGGAAUGGAGGGAAUAUCUUGAGAAAAGGGAGGACCUUCACCUCCAUCUAGUUUUCUUUUAUCUGGAGAAAAAGAACUCUCUGAACUAUGUAAUGCUUAGCCCCGAAAGUCAAGUCAACUUCCGAGGUGACAGCAGCUUGAACAAGUAAGGGUCACGCUUCCAUGACAGACAAUGCUUCCCUUGGGACAAGUCCCAGAACUAGCUGAAGCACCAAAGCUCCCCACUCCCAGCCUGGGAGCAGAGGAAGCAGGGGCACAGCUCGCCAGCAGGACUCGGAAGUCACCUCCUCACUCUGUGGAAGUAAUUUAGUAAAGAGCUGACUGACAAGAUAUCAACCCUGAAAUUCCCUGAAGUUACAGAUGCCUUAAAAACUUUCUUUGGAAGAUCAUUGCCUGUGCAAUUCCUUUUUUGUGUGGCAUAAAUAAUAUAGUAACCUGUUAAAACUAACAUUGCUUUUCUGCAGCUAGGGAGUCUUGAGUCGUGACUGCUUGACUUGAUGACUUGCCCUUUUUGGCAGAUGUGCGGAGCUGGCUGUUACCACGACAUCCCUGUGACCCCAGAGGAGGGGCUGUAGCUGGGCAGAAACUGCAGGCACACAUUCGGUCAGUCACCUAGGCUUCCAGCCCAUUUGGGGCAGUGCUCAGUGUGGGGUGACGGUGUCUCAUAGGACCAUGGCGCUUAUCAACAUUGUUUCUUUGGGGUCUGUGUAAUGGAAUGUAUUUUUCAAAUACUGAUAUUUGCAUUUUCUCUAACAAUUCCUUAUAAUAAAAUGAAGUAAAAUUGUGCA
This is a messenger RNA of Callithrix jacchus (white-tufted-ear marmoset), 7919 nucleotides long. It is a transcript of the gene ANKFY1, whose product is annotated as ankyrin repeat and FYVE domain containing 1. The record is from RefSeq and is a predicted model, not a curated record. NCBI's taxonomy places the organism in Eukaryota, Metazoa, Chordata, Mammalia, Primates, Cebidae. Gene Ontology annotation, molecular function: metal ion binding; protein binding.